AUGGAGAGCCUGCUGGAUAAUCCAAUGAAAGCCGUUCUAUACUUGAAGGAGCUCACUACUAUCGUGCAGAACCAGCAAAGCCUGAUCCAGACGCAGCGCCAACGCAUCGACGAACUCGAACGAAAGGUGGAGGACCUGAUAGGAGAGAAUCGACAGUUGCGGGACCCUCAUCACUACGUCCAGCAACCCACAGCUCCACAUCAUCAUCAUCACCACCACCACCACCCGACUCACCGUAGCACCAGCCCCCAGGCGCCCGCCCACCUCCAUCAGCACCCGGGGAGCAACAAAGCUGCUGCUCACCUCGGCCAGCAGGAACAGCAGCAGCAGAUUCCUGGGCUAUCGGCCCAGCCUCAGCAGCACCCGACCCCUCCUGCUCCAUCCUCCCACCACCCGCAGCAGCUGCAGCUCGUCCCCACCUCGCCGCAGUCUCCCAAAGCGAGCCAAACCAGCCCGGACUCCGUCGAGGAGGACAAGAGGAGCCCCUGCUGCAAGUCCCUUGUUCCGCAGACUCCCACUACGCUCUGCCGAUCAGUUGGACUGGCCAGGAAAGCGGACAACCAAACAGUGCUUCAUCAGUUCUGCUGCCCUGCCCCAGAGGCCCCUGAGGGGGAGACCUCUACCGCUUGUGUCCCCAGCGAUGACCUUUCUCCAGACUCGUCUAAGGGGGAGGAAGGGAAGGGAGGAGAGGGGGAGCUGCAGAGUGAGGUCCAGUCACAACCACAGCCCCAACAGCAACAACAGCAAGAGACUCAGCCACAGACUGAACCACAGCCACAGCCCCAAUCUGAGCCCCAUUCGCAACCACAGACUCAACCAGAACCCUGCCCCGAAGCCAAACCUCAGCCAGAACCUGAACCCGAACCCGAACCCCAGCCUACACCAGAGCCUACACAGGAGCUUGAGCCUGAAGCUGAAGCUGAACCUGAGCCUGAGCCUGAGCCUGAGCCUGAACCUGACCCUGAACCUGAACCUGUGCCUGAACCUGAGCCUGAGCCCAAAGUCGAGGCCCCGAGUGAGGAAGCUGCACAGGAUGCCCUUAAAGCCCAGUCGCCUACCAGAGAGGAGCACACAGAGGGGGAGCAAGAGAAGCAGAAGACAGAAGAAGAUGGGGAGGCAAACAGAAAUCAAGAGGGAGAGGAUGUGCAGGCCGAGCGACAUGAGGGCGAGGCAGCACAGGAGGAAGAGGAGGAGGAGGAGGAGGAAGGGGGAGGAGCAAAAGGAGGUGGGGCAGGGAGGAGAGCCAGUCUCCACCAUACGGCCUCGCCCUUGAGGGUGCAGCGCAACGGGGCCGGCUCGCACUCCGCCACCUCCGACUAUGAGCUCUCGCUUGACCUCAAAAAUAAGCAGAUCGAAAUGUUAGAGCACAAAUACGGUGGCCACCUCAUCUCCCGCCGUGCUGCCUGCAAGAUCCAGACUGCCUUCCGCCAGUACCAGCUCAGCAAGAACUUUGAGAAGAUCCGUAAUUCGCUGCUGGAGAGUCGUCUUCCUCGGCGCAUCUCCCUGCGCAAGGUCCGUGUGCAAAACAUGGAGGGUUUUUCAGCUGAACGGGCCCUGGCAGAAGGCUGUAACUUGGCAGGCAUCCCAUUGGUGCGCUCACCAUCUCUGCCUGCCACAGUUGGUGGCACCCUAACCGACCUGGAAGAUUCAUUCACUGAACAGGUCCAGUCACUGGCAAAGUCCAUAGACGAUGCACUCAGCAACUGGAGCCUGAAGACCAUGUGUUCACUGCAAGAGGGCGGCACUUAUCAGUUCAGUGCUGACUCCUUCAGUGCAGCAGCAGCAGCAGCUGCUGCAGGAGUAGGGGUUGGAGGAGAGGGAGCUGGUGUGGGAGAGUCAACAAUUCAUCAAGGGCCGGUGGACCCAAGUGACCUGUCAAGAAGCGCAAGCAAGCUGAUGAUGGCCUUCCGGGAUGUGACAGUUCAGAUUGACAGUCAGAACUUCCGUGUUUCAUCUUCAGUCAUGGAAUCGUCCACUUCUGUCACCCUUGGCAGCUGCGUCCAACAAGAGGGAGCCUCUCCCACUGUUACAGCUACUUCCACAACAACAAACUCCACUCCAGCCUCCAUUCCACCUUACUUUUCACAAGAACCCCCUCCUCCCCCAGUAGAGGUUCCAGCUGAACCCAUAGAUCCCCCACCGCCCCCACAAGAACCCCCACCACCUCCAGAAUUAGAUAUAGAAGAAGGCGAUCAGGAUAUUGAAUUCCCUGCUCCCCCUCCAAGUGAAGAAGAGUUUGAGGAGGAUGAACAACCUCCCUUAACCCCUCUGGACAAAAUGGCUGCCCCUCAAAGCCCAGAAGAGGUGGUGGUGCUGCUGCCACCACCACCAACAGAUCUCCCUCAGGCCCCUCCACCACACGAGGCUGUACCCUUUGGGAGCUCUCCUGUGGUAGAGCCGCUGGAGGUCAAGAGGUGUGGUUCUGAGAUGGCAGACAACAGCUCAGAGCAGAUGAGCAGCAGCAGCACAUCCACAGAGGCGCGUUCCACUUCUGAAGCCUCAUCAAAGGAGGCACUGCAGGCUAUGAUCCUCAGCCUGCCACGCUACCACUGUGAGAACCCCACCAGCUGUAAGUCACCCACGCUAUCCACUGACGUCAUGCGAAAGCGCCUCUACCGCAUUGGCCUGAACCUCUUCAAUGUAAACCCCGACAAGGGCCUUCAGUUCCUGAUCUCACGAGGCUUUAUCCCAGACACACCCAUUGGGGUGGCCCACUUCCUGCUACAGAGGAAGGGCCUGAGUCGACAGAUGAUCGGCGAGUUCCUUGGCAACAGCAAGAAGCCCUUCAACAGAGAUGUCCUAGAUUGUGUGGUGGAUGAGAUGGACUUCUCAGGCAUGGAGCUGGACGAAGCACUGAGGAAGUUUCAGGCCCAUAUUCGUGUCCAGGGAGAAGCUCAGAAGGUGGAACGUCUUAUCGAGGCCUUCAGCCAGCGCUACUGCAUGUGUAACCCCGACGUGGUGCAGCAGUUUCACAACCCAGACACCAUCUUCAUCCUGGCCUUCGCCAUCAUUUUGCUCAACACGGACAUGUACAGUCCUAACAUCAAGCCUGACCGCAAGAUGUUGUUGGAGGACUUCAUACGCAAUCUACGAGGUGUGGAUGACGGAGCGGAUAUCCCCAGAGACAUGGUGGUGGGAAUCUAUGAAAGAAUACAACAGAGGGAGUUGCGCUCCAAUGAAGACCAUGUCACCUACGUCUCUAAGGUUGAGCAAUCCAUUGUAGGCAUGAAAACGGUUCUCUCCGUCCCUCACAGAAGACUGGUGUGCUGUAGUCGUCUUUUUGAGGUGACAGAUGUCAACAAGGCCCAAAAACAGGCCGCACACCAGAGAGAAGUCUUCCUCUUUAAUGAUCUCAUUGUGAUAUUGAAGCUAUGUCCAAAGAAGAAGAGCUCAGCAGCCUACACUUUCUGCAAAGCCAUGGGCCUUCUUGGCAUGCAGUUCCACCUGUUUGAAAAUGAAUACUACCCCCAUGGCAUCACCAUCCUCUCACCUUUUGGCUCAGACAAGAAGCAGGUACUUAACUUCUGUGCCCAAAGUGCUGAAGAGCUGCUCAAGUUUGUAGAAGAUCUGAAGGAAUCUAUCGCUGAAGUGUCGGAGAUGGAGCAGAUACGGAUUGAGUGGGAGCUGGAAAAGCAGCAAGGAGCAAAGACACACUCGGUAAAGAACAACGGCACACAGCUAGAGCUGCGUGGCAAACAGGGCUCCCCAUCAGGAAACCAGGAGGUAGAUGACAGAAGUGGACACAAUGCAGUAGAGGUGUCAAUUCACAACAGGCUUCAGACGUACCAGCUCAGCAGCAGCACGGCUCGGAGUCCCGAGAGCGUGGCCCUUCUUAACCACCGGGGGGAGCUGCUUUUCCAGCAGGGGCCCCAGGGACUAACCCAUGGGCCAGCACCUCCACCUCAGCACCCACAGCUGCAGUCAGCGGCGAGCACCCCCGCCCACCACCUCCACCUCCAGCAGCACCACCAGCCCGCUGUCAGCAUGGCUGAUCUGCGGCCCGAGACACUCAUCCAGUGUCAGCAGAUCGUCAAGGUCAUCAUGCUCGACAACAGCGGCCACGGUCGCAUGGAGGCCUUCCUCAGCCAAACGCCCACACACCACCACUACCAGCAUCACCACCACAGCCACCACCAGCUCAGCCAGUCGGCCAUGUCCACCCCGGUCCGCUCACCGGACAGCUCCCAUGGCAACGACGGCCACCAGCCCCCGCUGCCUCCCCCACCUCCGCCUUACAACCACCCGCACCAGUAUAUACCCCCUGACCCCCGCCUCAGUCUACAUCGGACCCCAAGUGGCUCUCGGAGCAUGGUGUAAAUAAAGCUUAAUUAGUAUUCUUUCCCUUACAGAUACACACACAUACACACAUACACACGCACACACACACACACACAUACACAAACACAACCCUACCCCUUCUCUACCUAUUUAAAAGUACAUAAUGUACAUAUAUACAUACAAAUGAAAGAGCUAUAAUAGACAAAAAAAUAAAAUCUCACUUAUAUGCAUAUAUUUAAGAAAAAAAUAAAUAAAAGAAAAAUGGAGGUUUUAAAAGAGAAAUAAGUGCAUAUAUAAAGUU
This is a messenger RNA of Scomber japonicus (chub mackerel), 4579 nucleotides long. RefSeq names its product IQ motif and Sec7 domain ArfGEF 3a (gene iqsec3a). Bases 1 to 4317 code for a protein of 1438 amino acids. Gene Ontology annotation, biological process: regulation of ARF protein signal transduction; actin cytoskeleton organization. The record is from RefSeq and is a predicted model, not a curated record. The transcript has 14 exons. Lineage: Eukaryota; Metazoa; Chordata; Actinopteri; Scombriformes; Scombridae. Gene Ontology annotation, molecular function: protein binding; guanyl-nucleotide exchange factor activity.